AAAAGCACCAGCCUGACAAACCAGAGGGGCACUGCUAAGCCAGGAACAUCUUCAGGAUGGACCUUUUCCUUCUCUGCGUGUUCCUGCCUCUGGUGACUGUGGCAUGGGGCCAAUACAGUGACUAUUAYUAUGGUCCCUAUAAUUAUGGAGAUAACGACGAAUGGGUCAAUGUCUACCGGCAGGGUUUCAACUUUCAGUGCCCACAUGGGCAGGUGAUUGUGGCCGUCAGAAGUGUUUUCAGCAAGAAGGAAGGCUCUGACAGACUGUGGAACUAUGCCUGCAUGCCAGCAUCCCAGAGCCUCGGUGAGCCGACAGAGUGCUGGUGGGAAGAGAUCAACAGGGCAGGAACUGAAUGGUACCAAACCUGCUCAAACAAUGGGCUGGUGGCUGGUUUCCAGAGUCAGUAUUUUCCAUCGGUGCUGGACCGUGAAUGGCAAUUCUACUGCUGCCGCUACAGCCGGAGAUGCCCGUACUCCUGCUGGUUAACAACAGAAUAUCCAGGACACUACGGAGAAGAUAUGGACAUGAUGAUGUACACUUAUGACUACUACAUCCGUGGGGCAACCACAACUUUCUCUGCUGUGGACAGGGAUCGUCAGUGGAAAUUUAUUGUCUGCAGGAUGACAGACUAUGACUGCCCAUUUCAAAAUGUUUAAAAAGCUUGAGUGUACUCCACUUGGAAAGCUUGGAGACACACCAGGCGGGAUGAGGAUUAGUGAUUACAGGAGAAGGUCAAUUAGGCUCACAAAAAAAUACCAACACUCAUCAGCUGUCUGCUGAAGAUACAAUUCUUUCCCUCUGGAGCUAAUACAUAAAUUACCAACCCACAUGCUUGCAACAGUGAAUUCAGAGAUUUUUCGAAGCUGCACUGACAGUUGUAUUCCCCAAUUAAAUUUGCUUAUGACAUACAUGUUUAUGAUACAYAACUCUAUGGCAUCUGCACAGUUACCUUUCUUAUAUAUCCAUGUAGCCAUUCUGAACACGUACAACUUCCUUUCACAUAACAACUCUGUAUAAAUGGCUUCCCAGUGCAGUCACUUCCCAAUAAAGUGGAAACAUACUAUAACUUCCCAACAUACACUAGACUUUCCUGUCUUCUACUUUAUACUUGGAACCAAUCCAGAGAUCCCUACCAGCUUCUCGGAGUUCAGUAGCUGGAAUUGUGGAGAAAACGUCGUCAGAAGGUCUCUGAUGGGCUGCAUCUGGCAUUACCUGUUGUAGCCCUCAAUGUGACUCCACUGCAACAAAUGUCUGCCCACACAAGGGAAUUCUGGGUAUUUACAACAUGCAAUAUCUGAUAAAAAUGAGAGUAGAUACAUCAAUAAAACCAGAAGUCUAACCMAGUUUUACUGAGAGUCUCUUUUAUGUUGUCUUAAAAAUCUCUAAUGACGAAAGAGCUCUGCUCAGGGCAAACUCAGGAGUAGAUCAGGCCACCCACUCUCAUUAAAUAUGGAUAUUAGGUUCUUCAGGACUUUCCUUCUCAAGUGGAUUGGGUUUCCAG
Molecule: messenger RNA, 1501 nt
Organism: Malurus melanocephalus (red-backed fairy wren)
Lineage: Eukaryota; Metazoa; Chordata; Aves; Passeriformes; Maluridae
Gene: DPT
Product: dermatopontin
Exons: 4
Coding region: 57-656 (199 amino acids)
Biological process (GO): collagen fibril organization
Cellular component (GO): extracellular matrix
Molecular function (GO): extracellular matrix structural constituent
Source: RefSeq, a predicted model, not a curated record